GAGGUGAGAAGAAGGUAAUGUUUGAGAGAGAGAGAGAUUCAAAUCCCUAAGCCCUCUUUGAAACCCCAGGUAAGAAGAUGAUGAAGAGGCAGCAGCAGGCGUCGCACUACUGGUUGUUUGACAGUCGAAGCAACUCGAGAAGAUCUCCAUGGCUUCAGUCGACUCUGGCUGAGCUAGAGAAGAAUACGGAGGCCAUGCUAAAGCUCAUUCAGGAAGAUGCAGAUUCCUUUGCGCAACGUGCAGAGAUGUAUUACAAGAAGCGACCGCAGCUAAUUGGCAUGGUUGAAGAAUUUUAUCGAGCUCACAGGUCAUUGGCUGAGAGAUUUGAUCUAGUUAAGUCUGAUUCAGGAAGUCGCCUCUUGACAACAUUAGGGUCUCCAUUCUCAACCAAAUGCCAUUCAGAGAAGUCGAUGAGUGUAGUGGAUGAAACCUAUGAUAGCCUCUCCGAAACCUGUGAACCUGAGGAGUACACUGAGUCUGAAGUUGAUGAUCCUGACCUGGAGGAUGAAACCCCAGUUGAUAAAGUAACAGAAGAGAAGGUUUCAUGUGGAGUUAGUAAGGAUGAAGUGAGGAAGUUAAAGGAAGAAUUAGAGAGGCUUCAGGAGGAGAAUAGAAUUCAGAAGGAUCAGCUAAAGCAGAAAGAUGAUGAGAAGAGAGAGGUAAUAAGACAGUUGAGUGUAGCUGUGGAUGUUUACAAACAGGAAAAUGUGAGACUGAGGAAGUAUCUUGCCCGAGAAUCAGCAGAUAAUUCGAGUCCCUACUUUGAGUUUAACAAACUAAAGGGUACAUUUCUAGGGAAGUUGUUUAACAGGUCCCCAAAGUCUCAUGCUCCAAUUGUUGCACUCUAGGGGUGUAUUAACAUGCUUGCAAUUAGUAUAAGUUUUAGGCCACAGUUUAUAUAAAUGUCUAUAUCGGGGAAUUUCCCCUGUAAUUUAUAUUAGGAUUCUAGUAUUUCCCUUAAAGACUUGCUCAGAUUCCCUAUGUUGUUUGUGUGCUAUUCUGCAUUGAUUGUAACUCGAUUACAUUGGUAUAAAUAUAGUA
This is a messenger RNA of Fragaria vesca subsp. vesca, 1041 nucleotides long. RefSeq lists its product as uncharacterized. The transcript has 3 exons. The record is from RefSeq and is a predicted model, not a curated record. NCBI's taxonomy places the organism in Eukaryota, Viridiplantae, Streptophyta, Magnoliopsida, Rosales, Rosaceae. Gene Ontology annotation, cellular component: vacuolar membrane. Gene Ontology annotation, molecular function: actin binding. Bases 78 to 848 code for a protein of 256 amino acids.